Messenger RNA from Prionailurus viverrinus (fishing cat), 1408 nucleotides. It is a transcript of the gene SMPDL3B, whose product is annotated as sphingomyelin phosphodiesterase acid like 3B. Gene Ontology annotation, molecular function: sphingomyelin phosphodiesterase activity. The coding region runs from base 1 to 1371 and encodes 456 amino acids. The record is from RefSeq and is a predicted model, not a curated record. The transcript is spliced from 8 exons. NCBI's taxonomy places the organism in Eukaryota, Metazoa, Chordata, Mammalia, Carnivora, Felidae. Gene Ontology annotation, biological process: sphingomyelin catabolic process.
AUGAGGCUGUUCAAGCUGCUGAUUUUCUUGGCCCACUGGGGAGUCACCAGGGCUGAACCAGGGAAGUUCUGGCACAUCUCGGACCUGCACCUUGACCCUGACUACAAGGUAUCUGAAGACCCCCUCCAGGUGUGCCCAUCAGCUGGCUCCCAGCCGGUGCCCAAUGCAGGCCCCUGGGGUGACUACCUCUGCGACUCUCCCUGGGUCCUCAUCAACUCCUCCAUCUAUGCCAUGAAGGAGAUCGAGCCCAAGCCAGACUUCAUCCUCUGGACCGGUGACGACACACCUCAUGUGCCCAAUGAGAGGCUGGGAGAGGCAGCCGUGCUGGGAAUUGUGGACCGCCUGACCAGGCUCAUCAGAGAGGUCUUUCCAGGUACUAAAGUCUACGCUGCUUUGGGGAAUCAUGACUUUCACCCCAAGAACCAGCUCCCAGCAGGGAGCAACAGCAUCUAUGAUCAGGUGGCAGAACUGUGGAGGCCCUGGCUCAGUAACGAAUCCAUCGCUCUCUUCAAAGAAGGUGCCUUCUAUGCCGAGAAGCUGCCUGGACUGAGUGGGGCUGGGCGAGUCGUGGUCCUCAACACCAACCUGUACUACGGCAACAAUGAGCAAACAGCGGGCAUGGCCGACCCCGCUCGGCAGUUCCAGUGGUUGGAAGACGUGCUGACCAAUGCAUCCCGAGCUAAGGAAAUGGUGUACAUUAUUGGCCACGUGCCCCCAGGGUUCUUUGAGAAGACUCGGAACAAAGCUUGGUUCCGGGAGGGCUUCAAUGAGGAGUACUUGAAGGUGGUCCGGAAGCACCAUCAUGUCAUCGCGGGGCAGUUCUUUGGUCACCACCACACUGACAGCUUCCGGAUGUUUUAUGAUGAUACAGGUGCCCCCAUCAGCGUCAUGUUCCUUACACCGGGGGUCACCCCAUGGAAAACCACCUUACCUGGAGUGGUCAACGGGGCCAACAAUCCAGGCAUCCGGGUAUUUGAAUAUGACCGAGCCACACUGAGCCUGCAGGACAUGGUGACCUACUUCGUGAACCUGAGCCAGGCGAACGAAAAGGGGAUCCCGCUCUGGGAGCUUGAGUACCGGUUGACCGAGGCCUACGGGGUGCCCGACGCAGGCUCCCGCUCCAUGCACGCGGCGCUGGGCCGCAUCGCCAGCGACCCCGGCACGUUGCAGCGCUACUACGUCUACAACUCGGUCAGCUACGACAGGGAGGCCUGCGACCCGGCCUGCAGCGCCGAGCACGUGUGCGCGAUGCGCGAGGUGGCCUUCGACGCUUACGCCGCCUGCCUGCGCGCCCCAGGAGCCGCGCUCGCGCCCCGGCUCGCGCUCCUGCUCGCGGCGCUGCUGGGCCUGCGCGCGCUGCCAGCGCCGUGACCUCGGGCGCCCGGCCGCCUGGCUCGCCCGUCCCCGG